Argiope bruennichi is the source of this 438-nucleotide messenger RNA. Its product is annotated as INO80 complex subunit C-like. The record is from RefSeq and is a predicted model, not a curated record. Lineage: Eukaryota; Metazoa; Arthropoda; Arachnida; Araneae; Araneidae. The transcript has a single exon. Gene Ontology annotation, biological process: chromatin remodeling. The coding region runs from base 1 to 438 and encodes 145 amino acids. Gene Ontology annotation, cellular component: Ino80 complex.
AUGGGAAAGAAAAAGCGAGGUUCUAAUAAUCCUGAAACUGUUACCUCUGAAUUGGAUUUAUCAAACAGUGCAUCUAAAGAAGGAACGUCUAGCAAAUUAGACACAGAAAAUUCUGCUGAAAAUAUCCCAAUAUUUAAAAAUCCGAAAUUUGUUCAAGCUAAGGCAAAUUCCAAGAAGAGCCGCGUUUGGAAAACACUAAGACAGAUAACAGCUGCUGAAAAAUCUGUUCCCCGUGCUGUUACUUAUUUAACGAUUGAUGUUCCGGUUUCUUUAAAACCCCCCAAAAAAUAUUCUGAUCUCAGUGGUUUAGUAGCUAAAUAUACUGAUCCUGUUACCAAAAUGCGAUUUGCUAAUGCUGCAGAAUUUCAAAUGAUAAGGAAUUUGCAGCCAGAAGUUAUAAACCAAUAUUUAGCACUCCGCAAAGCGACUAUUCUGUAA